Messenger RNA from Cololabis saira (Pacific saury), 8351 nucleotides. RefSeq names its product Rho guanine nucleotide exchange factor (GEF) 40 (gene arhgef40). The record is from RefSeq and is a predicted model, not a curated record. The transcript has 23 exons. Bases 272 to 4849 code for a protein of 1525 amino acids. Gene Ontology annotation, molecular function: guanyl-nucleotide exchange factor activity. NCBI's taxonomy places the organism in Eukaryota, Metazoa, Chordata, Actinopteri, Beloniformes, Belonidae.
CAGCGGAGACUGUGGAAGAGAAGAGAGGACAAAGACUGGGGUUAUUCGCCUUUCCCCUGAUUUCUUCUUGCCUUUAGAUUUUCUUUUAAAAAUAAAAACAAAAAUCUCCACGCAGAUACCCUACAAGAGAUUCGAUGUGGGAAGAGAAUUACAUCCAGGAACCAUGGAAGGUUGAUGUUCAAUGAGAGAAGGAACUUUUUGCAGAGAAUGUGGAGAGGAAGCAGAGCCAGGAAAGGAGCAGAGGACUAUGUAGGAAUUCCCGACUGAAGUCAUGGGUUCGGAGGCAAUGGAGGACUGCGUGCAGGGGGCGCUCUCGUCUCUUUAUCCCCCCUUUGAGAGCACGGCGCCACCCCUCCUCUCCCAGGUCUUCUCUGUUUUGGAGUCAACCUAUCAACACGACAGUCUCCGCUACCUCCUCGACUACUUCGUACCUGCCAAACACCUCCUGCACAAGCUCCAGCAGCACGCCUGUUCUCAGUAUCUGGGCUGCUUGUUCCUGCACUCCGGCUGGCCUCUCUGCCUGGGGGAGAAGGUGGUGGUCCAGCUCUCCACCUUGGACUGGAGGCUUCUGCGCAGUAAUGACUUCUACCUGCAGGUGGUGCCCUUCUCGACGCGCUGCCCCCGGCUGGCCCUCAAGUGCUUGGCCCCUGGCGGUCGCACGGUCCAGGAAGUUUUAGUGCCCGAGUCGCAGCAUCCUCUCGUGUUCACCUCUGAGUGGCUGCAUAGCGUCAACAAGGAGCGGGGCCACAAGCGAGAAGUGGGCGGGGGACUUGACACCUGCUUGGUCAGCACAUCUGAUGGUGUGCUACGACUUCCAUGGAAAGAGGUUGUCUACCCGAAGUUCAUCCAUGACCCAUCAGAGGAGUUAGGCCUCAUGGCAGACGGCAAGGGCCUGAUGACCAAGCGCCUUCCCAGUGAGGGGAGCAGCAGCCUCGGGGGCUGGGGUGGUUCAUCCUCAGGGGAACCGGACUCCUGGUCCUGGGAUGAAGAAGAUGAUGAUCUACCACCAGACGGCUUGGACUCAGACCCUGCGCUCCAACGGAGGCGUAGCGAAGAUGGCCUUGGGCGGACUGCGAGACAGCCUCAACUCGAUGGAGAUUAUGUGGAGCUUCUGGAGCCCAGAAGUGGCCCCGAGGGAAGGGUUGAUCCAAGGCAGAGGUACCUGGAGAUGCAUGGGAUAUGUAAGACCAAAACCUUGCCUCUGUGCAAGAGAGGUAAGGCCAUCAAAGUUCGCAAAGGGAAAGUUUGGGGUUAUGGGAAAACAGAAAGGUCCGGAAGCUUUCGGGGGAUUUUUGGUGCUAAAGGAGACGCGGUGGCCCACAAGGAUGGCGUGGUACCACCAAAGCCUCCAUCAGGAGUUGCAGGGCUUAACAGAGGAAGACGGUCUUACUCCUCCUCGGUCCAGGACUCAGAUGAAGGAGAUAAAACAAUCAGAGGCUCUGAAGGACAUGAAAGCCAUGGGAUUUAUUUUGAUGGUCCAUUCAAAGAGAGGAGGCCUGGGGUGGGCAGAGAGAGAGACAGCAAUGGCUUUGCACAGCCUUCCAGAGAUGACCACAGGAGUAAAGACUCCCCGAGCAGCGACAGCGUAGUCACUAAUGACGUCUUUGACUUAACAAACCACAAAGUCGGGCCUGUUUCAGAGGGCCACUCGGAUCAUGGAUCUCACUCAGACUCUGUUUUUGAGGACACUGAUAAACCACUGAGCGGAGACAGUGAUGCUGUCACCCCGACGUCAGACGCACCAGAGAGGCCAUUCCCUGGAGUUUCUAAAGGGGAAGACAUUUCCAACACUCGGUCUAAAAUGAAGAGUACGUCCAAGCCAGAGGUCUCAAGCGAAAGGGACGAAGGAAAGACUGAGGACAGAGUGUGUCCUCGAGGGAAAGAAGUUAAAACGGCAGGAUUCAGAGCACCAAGGAGGAAAAGGAAGGGAAAGGGCGCCAAAGGGAGGGCUAGGUCUGGUGGCCGAGCAAACCAGAAGGGCUCAAAAUUGCAGGGUAAAGCUCCUCAACAAAGCCCCACCACCUGCUCUGCUCCGCCAAAGAUGCCAAUUACGGAGGAGAAGCAGUCUGAACAAACAGAGCAGGCUGAUGAACCGGAUGGAGCGCCCACAACAGCUCAUAAAGGGAACGGGAACACAACCAAAAGCAGCACAGAGUCAGAAAUCAAAUCUUUGCCUGACUCUAAUGACCAAUCUGACCCAUCUUGCUUUAACCACUCUACUGAGGAGGCGGCGUCAGCGGAGACUUGUCCUGACCAACAAAAUGGUGUUACCUCUAAAGAGCCCGCCCUGCUCAGGGAAGUACACGCAGACCUCCUCCAGUCAGGGACGCUACAGCUGACAGGUACAGUGGACAGGCUGGGGCGCGCUCUCAUUCUCGCAAAGGCGGACUCAUUGCAGGAGGGUGUCUGCGCGGAUGAGAUGGCUCAGAUUCUGGCCUGUUACCACAGAAUCACUCGGCCUGCAGCCAAAGAAAAAGGUCUGACGGUGUUAAUGGACAGCAGAUGCUCACCGCCAUCUGCUCUCUGCCUGUCUGCCCUUAAACUGUUCCAGGUGCUGGUUCCUGACGGUCUCGGCUCUGUGCUGGUUCUAGUGGGAGAGCAGCAGGAGACACUUUCCACUAAUCUCCAAGGAGCAGAGACCCACACGGUGCAGGGAACAGCGGUCCUUCAGCAGUAUGUGGAUAAGCAGCAGCUGCCCGAGGAGCUGGACGGAGACUUCAGCCACUGUCACUCGGAGUGGCUGGCUUUCAGACUGAGUCUGGAGAGUCUGACGGAGCGCUGUGAGAGCGCACUCUCACUGCUGGGAGAAGCGCUGCAGGCGAUGGAGGCUGAGCCGAUGCCAGACAACAUACAGGCGAUUCCCCAGAGCAUCGACAAGCACCGGCAGCUCAUGGCGAGCGUCCUGGCCGACCAGCGGCUGACUGAACUGCAGCAGAGGGGCGGGGCCUGGCUGGCCGGACUCACCAACAGCUCGUCCGGCCUGGCGCACAAGUCGCCGGACUGCAGGGCCGCUCUGGCCGCCACCUCCAAGCUCUACGACAGCGUGGACGACGCCCUCCACCGGCUGGUCCAGGUCUCCAACGAGAGGGGACGCGACCUGGAGGCGCUGGGACGACUGGCGGGACUGGUGGACAAACUGGAGAAGUGCGAUAAGGAGAUUGAGCAAGUGCAGUCCCAGCUGGACGACUACAAAGACCCCCCCCUCUCCCUCAGCAGACUGUCGCUCAAGCAGCAGAAAUUCAGGACGUUCAGAGAAACAGCCAACGAGCUGCACGGCGAGACUCUGUCGGUGCUCAGCAGCUUGGAGGGCUGGUGCGAGCUGAACUGGGCCGGCCUAAGCGCGGUCCAGAUCCGGCUGCCUCCGGUCCGGGAGAAGCUGAGAGACAUGUCCCACUGCCUGUCGGACUGCUGGACCACUCUGGACAACACGCAGCGCCUGCUGUCCACGCUCACCGAGGCCACCCAGUGGUGCGAUGCCGUCUCCUCCACCUCCUCCUCCGGUUCUCCGUCCCCCUCCUCGGCCUGCCCGCUCGCCUCCCUCCCCCCGAUCCCCCCGUCGCGCUUCCAGGACGCCCGUUCCUUGGCCCUGGAGCUGGGCGGCGGGGCGCUCCUGGACCUGUGGACGCAGACGGUGGAGCGCUACCAGCGGACCGUGGCCCAGGUCAAGCCCCGGUUCCUCCAGUCCGACCGGACGCAGAACCAGAACCAGGGGAAGGCCAAGACCCCGUCGGCCAGCAGCCUGUGGGACCUGAUGGGCCCCGAGGGAGAGGGCGACUGGGGGCUGGGCGCCGGCGGAGGGGAGGGCGACCUGCAGUCCUGGGGGUCCCUGGCAUCGCUGUUCCGGCCGCAGACCUGCUCCACGCUCAAGAUCGGGGAGGAGAAGGGGAGCAAGAAGGAGGCGGCGGCGGGAGGAGGGGGAGGGGGAGCCGGAGGAGGAGGGAAGUUCCUGCAGAACCUUCUCAAUCCAGCCAAGAAGAGUCCCUCGGACGCCCCGCUCCCCCCCAAGCCCCCCAGGAAGCGCCACCCCAGCUUCGACCUGCAGGCCCUCCUGGCCCCCCGCAGGGCCCAGGCGGCGCCCAAGUCGGCCGAGUCCCCGGUGGGCGGCGUGAGCCGCAGCUCGCCGCUGUCGUGGCUGGGCCGCCGGGCGUUGGCCGACCCGGUGGUCACCACCAGCAUGGCGGCGGCCCUCCCUGGCUGGGGCGGGGGCGGAGGAGGAGGGGGGGUGUUGAUCCGGGGCGUGGAGGUCAGCAGCAAGGAGGUGGUGGAUCACACGGGGUCGCCACGGCAACACGUCCUGCUGGGGAGAACGGACAGGGAGACGGGGGCAGAGAAGGCGGGAUCCACCGCACAGAGUAAGCUGUACCUGCUGUGGUGCAGGAUGCUGAGCUCCGAGCGGCAGUACGUCACCGUCCUGAGGGGGGUGGAAGAGACGUACCUGCCUCUGCUGGAGCUCUCCGACACGCCGGCCUCCAUCAGGGGGAAGGCGGAGGCCCUCUUCCCCAACUGGAGCAGCCUCAGUGCCUUCCACUCCCAGAGCCUGCUGCCCGCCAUGGAGGGGGCGCUGGUGCAGAGCCUGCUGCAGCAAGACUGCUUCAGCAAAUACCGGGAGCAGUUCCUGCAGUACUCCGACUACAUCAGGUCCAAACCUGAACUGGAUUCUGCUCUGGUCACACAGGCCGCGGACUUCUUUAAGCAAUGCUACCGACACAGAGUCCACAGUAGCUGCUCAGACUCCUCCUCCGUUGGCAGCCAGAAGGAGGGGGGAUCCCCGGCAUCUGGGAGGGACCCCAGGACAAGCUCCGGAUCAACGAGCUACUCACAGAGCCACUCCCCCUCCACCGCCGUGUGAUCGCCAUCUCAAUUAAAAGACUGGACUCUGGAUUUUUUUUUUUCCCUUCUGGUUUUGAAGCUUCACACAUCUCUGAUCCAAACUGGACUUCAAGGAGCGAGAAGACAAAAGAAAACAGCCCUUUGAUUGUAAUUGAACUUCUCCCACAACCUGGCUCUCCUGGCCCUUUUUUUUUUUUUUUUUACCCCUUUGUAGCCUUCACCUCCUCAAAGAUAAAUAAAAUGCCAGCAGAUUAGGCGGAGCUGCACUGCACUUGCUUUUUCUUUUUUCUUUUUCUUUUUUUUUUGUUUAAACCUCCCAGCUCGAAUCCAAUCUCCCUUGAAAAGGAAAAAGCUGCCUCCAAAAAAAGCAUCAAAAAUUGCCCUGGCUACACCAUGACAAGCACCAGCAGGGCUCUCUGCACUCCGCCAUUUUGGAUCUGCCAGUCUCAGUUGCUGGCAGAGUCAUCGACACCAAAGGCACUUCAGCCACACAGUGCGGCCAUUGUCUGCCCCGCAGCUCCCCACUAGGCCAAACCACUUGGUCUGAACCACUGACUGCCCGGCUGGCUGACUGUACGCAUCACAUGCUCCAGGAUCUGAUAAUAAACAGGAAGUAAUAUGCAAGCCGUAAAUACGGCAUGGGAUUGCAGAUUUAGAAUGUAUUGUGUGCUUUAUCAUCCUCGUAACACUGAACGGAGUACUGUAGGCUUUCUUUUUUUCUCCCUGGCCUGCCUGGAAAUGCAUGGCUUAGGCAAGGUGUGAUUGCAUCUAUGUAAAUCAGGCAACAGUGGCGUGACGACACACACACAAACACACACACACACACACACACACACACACACAAUGUCAGUCAACACAUGCAGUCCCUCUUAUUGUUAUAAGACAGUGGAGCUCUGUUCACAUUGGCAUGCUGGAGCUCUCGCUGUGGCCGGUUUAGCCUGGUACAGUGGCUAAAUGAACGACAGGCAAGGUUGCAUCUGACAUGUACGGUGAGCGUUGCCUUGAUGAAGAACAGGACUGUUUCGCAGCAUCAUAUCUGACUGCUAUAAACCCCCAUGAAGUAUUUGUGUAAGCUAGCCGUAUUUAGUCCUCUUUAAAGUGUAACUGCAAACAUCUUGGUGCCUUUUGAACGUCUCUCAGUGUGCUAAUAAGUACUGAAACUCAAAUGAUCGCCGUACAUUUUAUUAUAAGAUGCCACAUUCUGUAUGCCAAAGGUAUCAAGGGUGUCGGUGCAAUGCUGAUUUGUGUACAAACAGAUAUUAUUGAGUAGCUUUCCAGACUGAUAUGCUCUCUCUUUCUCUCUUUCUCCCUCUCUUUCUCUCUCUCUCUCUCUUUCUCUCUCCAUAAAAUGGAGGAAGGUGGAUUGAUUUUUAGAUGUCAGCUCACUGGUUUCGUUGUCGUGGCCAGAAGAAAUGAACUACAUCGCUUCACUUCACUCCCAACAGUUGAUUCAAUCAAAUCUGACUCCUUUUUCAGCUUCAUGGCUUUUAGAUGAAAGCUGGAACAGAACGUCACAGUGGGGUUUACGUUUCCCGGCCGUCCGCUGCGUUUGACAAAAGCAUUUCUUACUCUAAAUUUUUAAAAGAUUUACAAUUAGGAAUAGCCGUCAACUUAGCUUUGCACCUAGACGGGAGACAGUGGCCGUCUUUAAAAGUACCGCUGAAGGCCUCUAAUAGCCGGAAAUGACAUGAAAACGAUGCAAAAAUUCUAAAUUCAGACCGAGUUGAAGAGUAAAAGUUAACACUUCCACAUUCUGAGUUUCAAGGAGUGAUGGUGAAUACGUUGCAGGAUAUUCAUGCUGGAUUCUAGGCUUUAAAUCCAGUGACAUAACUGUUAUUUUCUCCUUCCUGAUUCUCCAGAAAGGCAUAAAAUGAGCUUGAUUUCCUGCCAUCACAUUACAUGGUAGAUUAGCGUAUCGUGUUAGAAGUCUGCACCGGUGCCAGGAGACGACGACGAGCUCGUCUUUCGUCGGCUGGAGCGUGUGAAGAGUUUGUGUUCCCGUCGUGUCCCACUGUCAAACGGGCCGGUCGUCACGGUGACCGGUCCAGCCGCCGGUCCCAGGUGACGACACAGUCGUUUUGAAGUGGGCAAAAUGAGUUCGCUCAAAGGUAGAAAUGGAUUUGUCUGCUUCACAGACUUUUUCAAAACCUCUUGAUGUCAAUUAAUCAAACCACGACUAAAAGAAAAGAAACAAUGAAAAACAGAGACGUAAACAAAAAUCUCAUGUCCUGCAGCAGCGUCUCUUUAAUAUUCCACAUCUUUUGUCACCCACUGCUUAAAUUACUGUUGCAACAAGCUCAGAGAAAUUCAUAUUCAUGUUUUAUUUUGUAAACACACUCGUGAAAAAAAAGUCUGAGUAGAUAUUAACAUGAAUAAGUCACGCAAAGGCCUGAAAGUUGGAGAAACGGACGGGACACAUGAAUAAAAUUGGGCUUGAAAUCAGAUUUUAGGGAAUCUAAAGUGACUAGCAACUUAAAAAUACCAACUAAAAUCAUCUUGUCACUUCGUUUAGGGCCGCCUAAAUCAGAACGUGCAACUCUGAGAACUGUUCAACAUGAUUACAGGGUCAUUAUGUUUCCAGAAGUCGAGUAGUAAUACCGUUAGCUGAGUCUCUGUUAUUCAUUAUUUAGGAAGCAAGUUGUGUUUUUUUAUUUUUGCAGUUAUUCACUCAUCUUUGCAGUAACACUCUAAAAGAUAGUAAAACUAUAGUUUUACUAGAUAGAUAAAACAGUCCAGUAUUUGGGGUCAACUUCGUCACAACUGGCACUAACUUUUUAAUAAAUGCACCAAAACGUAAAACCCUUCCCUUAAGAUAUCCCAAAAUGACCAGAAGUAAAGAUAUAAAUAACACAGUAAUACAAGUGUUACACCGUGCGCUGCUAUUCAGAUGCUCUGCACUAAAUAAUUAAAAGGAUACAUAGAAUUCAGUCCGGUGAAAGCAGACACAUACUCCAUCAACGCUCACAGUGAUGUAGUUCAUGUCUUACGGCAACGAGCGUAUCAGUAAAGCCAAUAAGCACGCAGGCGGCAGAUUGCUCGGACUGCAGCGCUGCUUAAGGUACAAAGGUCAAGCUCACGUCUGCAGACAUCUGCAGCUGCUGCUGCUGCUGCUGCUGCUGCUGCUGCUUUCACAUUCGGCACGUUUUUUUAUACCAGCAUCCAAAUUUAGAAGUUGCAAAUGGCCAUCGAGCCGUUCCUGAAUCGAUACACAAUUUGUUGGCUCGGAGUGCUCCGCGCGCUCCGUAGCCGUUAGCUGUUUGGUACAUUGCGUUAUAUAUCGGGGAGCAAUGUAAUGAACAUCAUCCUUCAUUCUUGCUGCAGUAUAGAUUUUCAUAUGCAGAAUAUCUCUCUUCCAUGCACAAUUCUGAGGCAGUAUUAUUGUAUAGAAACUUUUCUGUUUGAUGUUUACAUUUUUUUUUUCUCCUCUUAUUUUUGGAUGUAAUGUGGGCUGCAUGUUUGCUUACUUGAUAAAUGUACUUUUGUAUGAUUCUCUGGUGAAUUAAAACUGGAUUCCAAACGUU